This is a messenger RNA of Vigna unguiculata (cowpea), 1094 nucleotides long. RefSeq names its product aquaporin TIP1-1-like. Gene Ontology annotation, biological process: transmembrane transport; water transport. Gene Ontology annotation, cellular component: plant-type vacuole membrane. Gene Ontology annotation, molecular function: water channel activity. Lineage: Eukaryota; Viridiplantae; Streptophyta; Magnoliopsida; Fabales; Fabaceae. The record is from RefSeq and is a predicted model, not a curated record.
ACUUUUCUUGUUAAAUCAGACUUGGUCAUUUUUGACAUGUCAAUAUAUAACUAUCUCCUUAAAAGAAUAUAGAUAGACAACUAACCAUUUAAUACUGAUCAAAGUUGAAAUUCACAAUACAGUGUGCGAAAACAUUUGUAAGGAAUGGCGCACCCAACCAAGAUCCGUAGGACCCAAGAUGACACUCACCCCGACACUUGGAGAGCCGCUCUCUCCGAAUUCAUCUCCACACUCAUCUUCGUCUUCGCUGCCUCCGGCUCCACCGUUGCCGUCAAAAACCUCACCGUCGACGCGCCCACCGCUCUCCUCACCGUCGCCGUUGCCAACGCCUUCGCCCUCGUCGUCGCCGUCUCCGUCAGCACAAACGUCUCCGGCGGCUACGUCAACCCCGCAGUCACCUUCGCCGCCUUUGUCAGCGGCAACCUUACCUGGCUCCGCUGCAUCAUCUUCUGGAUCGCGCAGAUCCUCGGCUCCGUCAUCGCCUGCUUGCUCCUCAAGUUCACCUCCGACGGACAGAGAAUACCGGUUUAUGGACUUUCGAGCGGUAUGAAAGUGGGAAACGCUGUGGUGUUGGAGAUGGUGAUGACGUUUGGAUUGGUGUACGCGGUGUAUGCUACCACCGUUGACCCCAGGAGCAGAGGUAAAAGUUUGGGAGCAAUAGCGCCGAUUGUGAUUGGCUUCAUCGUUGGAGCGAAUACUUUGGUGGGUGGGCCUUUUGAUGGGGCUUCCAUGAACCCGGCUGCAUCGUUUGGGCCUGCCCUGGUGGGCUGGAGCUGGGAAAACCAUUGGGUUUACUGGGUUGGGCCUCUCGUUGGUGGUGGGCUUGCUGGGUUUCUUUACGAAUUAGUUUUUGUUCGUUACAACCGUCAUACUCCAUAGGAUCCGGAGAGGUAUUAUGGAAAGAAAGAAAGGAAGAUGAAGGUUAUUUUGUCGAAUAAUGAUUCAAUUGUGUAUAAAUGAUCUUGGUUUCUCCAUGAGCCUAGUACUUGGUUGGAUUCCUCUUUCCUUUGUUGUUACAUUACAUGGUCUAGCUCUUUGCAGGAACAUUGCAUUGGAUGUAUGAAAAACAGUAAGUCACCUUCCCAUCCUGUCCU